ACUGCAGCUUCUCGUUGCCUAUUAUUAUUAAUAUUAUUAUUAUUAUUAUCAAAAAUUGUAUAAUUUAAAACUGUUGCAGUCCAGCAGAAAAGCACAGGCCAAUGCUUUUUUCCCCUCGCGUUUUCAUGUACUGCGAGCAAGCAUAGCUAUUUUGGUCGAACGAGGGCGCUCACUCAGAGGAGAUGUGCUGACAGGCGCUCGAGUAGGCUGUAUUUCCCUCAUCCAGCACACCCGAUGACAUUACAUUCAUUACCUCUAAGAUCCAGUGAACUAAAUCAGCUGUCAUACGUUUACUAUCGAAUAAACCGGACCGACGAGCACUGAAGCCAUAUAAUACUUAUUGGUGCGACUAGACUUCUGCAGCGUCAAGGAAAUUCAUCCAGUGUGCUCGAAACAGAAUAAUAACCAUGUCACUGUAUCCAUCUCUAGAAGACAUGAAGGUGGAUAAGUUCAUGAAGGCACAGAACACCCCUACUGCGAGCCCAUUAAAGGCUUUACCUCUUCCAGAACCUGAGCCUUACUAUGAUGCAAAAUCUGAAGAGAUAGCUACUUCUAGCAGGUUGUACCCUGAGCUGAAUGAGUUUAUGGGUCUAAAUCUCAGUGCAGAAGCUCAAGAAACUCUUUCCUCUUCAGCUCCUGACCAGACCAGUGGGGCUCUUAGUGUCUGCACACAUGGAAUGAGCUGGGCGGCAGCCCCCAUAACCGGAAGUGACCUGGGGGUGAAGCGGGCAGAGAUUCGACAGGGUGUACGGGAGGUGGUGCUGUGCAAAGACAUGGAUGGGAAGAUUGGCCUCCGCCUCAAAGUCAUAGAUAAUGGCGUGUUUGUGCAAUUAGUGCAGGCCAACACUCCUGCAGCACUGGCAGGGCUGCGCUUUGGUGAUCAGAUUCUGCAGAUCAAUGGCAAAUCAUGUGCCGGCUGGAGUAGUGAUAAUGCACAUAAGGAGCUUAAGAAUGCCAACCCAGAGAAGAUCACUUUGGCUGUGCGAGACAGGUACACACACAUGAGGAAACAGAGAUGUCACGUCGGUGACCGACGAAUUGGGGAAUCUCGCAAGAGAGACCAAUCCACUUCGAGUGGCGUGUUUGUGCAAUUAGUGCAGGCCAACACUCCUGCAGCACUGGCAGGGCUGCGCUUUGGUGAUCAGAUUCUGCAGAUCAAUGGCAAAUCAUGUGCCGGCUGGAGUAGUGAUAAUGCACAUAAGGAGCUUAAGAAUGCCAACCCAGAGAAGAUCACUUUGGCUGUGCGAGACAGGCCAUUGGAGCGAACUGUUACUCUUCACAAGGACAUGAACGGGCAGCUCGGCUUUCUUUUUAAAAAGGGUCGAAUCACCUCAAUAGUAAAAGACAGCUCAGCAGCACGUAACGGCCUCCUUACUGAUCAUCAGAUCUGUGAGAUCAAUGGUCAGAAUAUAAUCGGACUGAAGGAUUCCCAAAUCACAGACAUUCUUAAUUCCAGCGGAGGAGUUGUCACGGUAACUGUGAUGCCAGUGGUCAUCUUUGAACACAUGAUGAAAAGGAUGUCCAGCAGUAUUGUAAAGUCACUAAUGGAUCAUUCUAUUCCUGAGGUGUGAGAUCGUUUGGAUCAAACUGUACAGCUGAGGAUGAUUUGGCCACAGCUUUUGGAGGACUCACAUUUUGUUUGGAGCACAAGUUUAGUUGUGUGUCCACAAUCAUGUGAUUUUAAGUAUGUUUAUGUACGUUUAAGAGGUUAUUGUCGGGCAAAGAAAGACAAAGCAAGGAUAACACGAGAGAUAUUUGUUUCAGUUUUUCCUUUAAAUGAAUAGCGUACCCAAAAAUGAC
This is a messenger RNA of Sinocyclocheilus grahami, 1800 nucleotides long. RefSeq names its product syndecan binding protein (syntenin) (gene sdcbp). Lineage: Eukaryota; Metazoa; Chordata; Actinopteri; Cypriniformes; Cyprinidae. Bases 408 to 1571 code for a protein of 387 amino acids. Gene Ontology annotation, cellular component: cytoplasm; plasma membrane. The record is from RefSeq and is a predicted model, not a curated record. Gene Ontology annotation, molecular function: protein binding. The transcript has 11 exons.